AUGUUCUCCAAAAUCGUAGCUCUUUGCGGAUUGGUGGCGGUGUGCCAGGCUGGUCUCCUGCCCGCCCCUGUGCACUACUCCUCUGCUGCCGCUGUCUCCUCCCAGAACAUCGUGCGUCACGACCAGUCUGCCCAGCACGUCGCCUACCACGCUGCUCCCGCCGUCGCCUACCACGCCGCCCCCGCUGCCGUCGCCUACCACGCCGCCCCCGCUGCCGUCGCCUACCACGCUGCUCCUGCUCACUACUCUUCAGCUGCUGCCGUGUCUUCCCAAAACAUCGUGCGUCAUGACCAGCCUGCCAAGCAUGUAGCCGUUGCUGCCCCAGCUGUGGCCUACCACGCCGCUCCUGCCGUCGCCUACCACGCUGCCCCCGCUGUGGCCUACCACGCCGCUCCCGCCCCUGUUGCCUACCACGCCGCUCCCAUCGUUGCCCACGCUGAAGAGUUCGACGCUCACCCCAAAUACGAGUACAACUACUCCGUAGCUGACAGCCACACCGGUGACAACAAGUCCCAGCAGGAGUCCCGCGACGGUGAUGUCGUGAAGGGCUCGUACUCCUUCCACGAAGCCGACGGCUCCGUCAGGACUGUGGAGUACUCCGCCGACGACCACAGCGGCUUCAACGCCGUGGUGCACAACUCCGCGCCCACUGCCGCUCCCGUGCACGUCAAGGCCGCUCCCGUCUACGUCGCGCCUGCUCACUACAUCCACCAUUAA
Molecule: messenger RNA, 717 nt
Organism: Spodoptera littoralis (African cotton leafworm)
Lineage: Eukaryota; Metazoa; Arthropoda; Insecta; Lepidoptera; Noctuidae
Source: the annotation of a GenBank genome assembly